GUUCUUCACAGUAUUGGCAUUAACUCUUCUGGGUUUUCGAACCUAUUAUCUAUACAAUUAUACAAACAAAUGGUGCGACCACAAAUGGAGUAUGACUUGGCUAUCUUAACUCUCACUGCUGCUCAGUACAAGCAAUCAGAAAAAAAAACACAAGAUGAUUGUCACAGAACCAUCUUCGGCAAAUCUCCUACUGCUUCGACUGAAGUUAUGCGUCAUCUUAGCCAUCUUCCCUCUAUGAAAGAGCGUAGCCACAUAUUGCGGAUUACACAAUCUAGUAAAAAAAAAAAAAAAAAAAAAAAAAAAAAAAAAAAAAAAAAAAAAAAAAAAAAAAAAAAAAAAAAACACACAGCAUCCAUUGCCUGCGCAUCCAUCCUCAAUUACAUAUAUCGCAAGACGUGGAUGACCCCAUCCCGUGUCUUCUCAAUCAGCUUCCCUCUCGAACGCCCAAGUCACUUCAUACACAAGCCUACUGGCGAAUACAUUGGAUUGCCAUCCAAAGAUUCCUCUAUAAAAUUGACAUAA
Messenger RNA from Cokeromyces recurvatus, 522 nucleotides. RefSeq lists its product as uncharacterized. The annotation marks the transcript as partial. The transcript has a single exon. Lineage: Eukaryota; Fungi; Mucoromycota; Mucoromycetes; Mucorales; Mucoraceae. The record is from RefSeq and is a predicted model, not a curated record.